Molecule: messenger RNA, 2293 nt
Organism: Neoarius graeffei (lesser salmon catfish)
Lineage: Eukaryota; Metazoa; Chordata; Actinopteri; Siluriformes; Ariidae
Exons: 6
Coding region: 1-2199 (732 amino acids)
Cellular component (GO): cytoplasm
Molecular function (GO): NAD+ poly-ADP-ribosyltransferase activity
Source: RefSeq, a predicted model, not a curated record
AUGUGGGCUGAAUAUGAUUUGGGUCCAGGAGUUUCCUGUCUUGAGAGCUGGUCAGAACCUACUGAUGGAAAAGUGUAUCGAAUGUAUCACGGUACCUCUCGACAGGCUGCUGCACAAAUCAUGAGAACCGGCUUCAAGCAAUCUGCAGGCGGCAUGUUAGGGCGUGGUGUGUACCUUAGUCGUGAUCUUAAAAAGGCCAGGAGAUACCCUUUGCAUCUGCGUGAGAAUGAGAGAGUUGUUAUAAGGGUGAGAGUCAAAGUUGGGAGAGUGAAAAAAAUUGAUUAUCAAGGUCACCCACUGCAGAAAACCUGGCAUGAUCAUGGGUACGACACUGCUUGGUGUCCUCCUAGAUGUGGCAUGGUUUGGAGUGGUCUGGAAGAAGAUUGCGUAUGGGAUCCAAGCCGUAUUGAGGUUAUUGAUAUAAUUCAUCCAAGAACAAUAUCAGGAACAUUUUUUGAAGACUGCAUGAAAGUAAAUACAGAGGAACCUGCUAAUGGGAGAGUGUACCGAAUGUAUCAUGGUACGUCUCCACAGGCUGCUGCUGAAAUCAUGAGAAGCGGCUUUAAGCAAUCUGCAGGCGGCAUGUUAGGGCGUGGUGUGUACCUCAGCAGGGAUCUUAAUAAGGCCAGUAGAUACCCUUUGGAGCUGUCUGAGCACCAGAGAGUUGUUAUAAGGGUGAAAGUCAAUGUUGGGAGAGUGAAGAAAAUCGAUUAUCAAGGUCACCCACUGCAGAAAACCUGGCAUGAUAAGGGGUUUGACACUGCUUGGUGUCCUCCUGGAUGUGGCAUGGUUCCGAGUGGUCUGGAAGAAGAUUGCGUGUGGGAUCCAAGCCGUAUUCGGGUUAUUGAUAUAAUUCGUCCAAGUACAACAUCAGGAGCAUUCUAUGACCAUACUUCUGUAAACAUCAUGUGGGCUGAAGAUGAUUUGCGUCCAGGAAUUCCCUGUCUCGAGAGCGGGUCAGAACCUGAUAAUGGGAGAGUGUACCGAAUGUAUCAUGGUACGUCUGCAGACGCUGCUGCCAAAAUCAUGACAACUGGCUUUAAGCAAUCUGAAGACGGCAUGUUAGGGCGUGGUGUGUACCUCAGCAGGGAUCUUAAUAAGGCCAGUAGAUACCCUUUGGAGCUGCCUGAGCACCAGAGAGUUGUUAUAAUGGUGAAAGUCAAUGUUGGGAGAGUGAAGAAAAUUGAAUAUCAAGGUCAUCCACUGCAGAAAACCUGGCAUGAUCAUGGGUACGACACUGCUUGGUGUCCUCCUAGAUGUGGCAUGGUUCCGAGUGGUCUGGAAGAAGAUUGCGUGUGGGAUCCAAGCCGUAUUGAGGUUAUUAAUAUAAUUCAUCCAAGUACAACAUCAGGAGCAUCACAAUUAAAAAUAAGAAUAUACCGGGAAUUGUCGACUCUAGAUUUUAAUGGGUACCUCCUGAAACAGGUGAAAAGUAGCCAAGCUGUUCCACAGCAGAUCUGCAAACGGGUAGUAAUGGCCCGCGCAUUCCCCCGUUUAGCAAAGCAAUUUCUAGCAGAUGCACCAGCAGAGGUUAAAGAGUUUUGCAAAGACAUGAGACCUGGAAAGCACCAUGUCAAGAGGUUCAGUGAGGUGACAGCCAUUGGCUCACCACAAUUAAGAGUAAUCUCUGCCUGUGACCAGGCUGCCAUCCACAAAGUGAAGGAUAUUCCAACAAAGACUUCUGUUAAGUACUACAGGAGAAUGGCUUCUGAGUAUUCUUCUCUGAACACCAUCAUGUGGGCUGAAGAUGAUUUGAAUCCAGGAAUUCCCUGUCUCGAGAGCUGGUCAGAACCUGCUAAUGGGAGAGUGUACCGAAUGUAUCAUGGUACCUCUCCACAGGCUGCUGCCGAAAUCAUGAGAAACGGCUUUAAGCAAUCUGAAGACGGCAUGUUAGGGCGUGGUGUGUACCUCAGCAGGGAUCUUGAUAAGGCCAGUAGAUACCCUUUGAAGCUGCCUGAGCACCAGAGAGUUGUUAUAAGGGUGAGAGUCAAUGUUGGGAGAGUGAAGAAAAUCGAUUCUCAACGUCACCCACUGCAGAAAACCUGGCAUGAUCAUGGGUACGACACUGCUUGGUGUCCUCCUGGAUGUGGCAUGGUUCGGAGUGGUCUGGAAGAAGAUUGCGUGUGGGAUCCAAGCCGUAUUGAGGUUAUUAAAAUAAUUCGUCCAAGAACAACAUCAGGACCAUUCUAUGACUGCUAAAUUGGUGUAAAAAGUUUUGACUGUAAAAAAUAAAGUCAACACUAUCAAAGUUUCAUGUCUAUAAAUGACAAUAAAUUAAUACAAGAAUUGAAAA